This is a messenger RNA of Coregonus sp. 'balchen', 3898 nucleotides long. The record is from the annotation of a GenBank genome assembly. Lineage: Eukaryota; Metazoa; Chordata; Actinopteri; Salmoniformes; Salmonidae.
AUGCUAGUCCACGAAUAUGACGACGAGAGGACUUUGGAGGAGGAAGAGUCAUUGGAGGGCGAGAAAAACUUUAACUCAGAGAUAGCCGAUCUAGAGAAGGUUGGUUGGCUAGCUAAUAAUAGGAAUUAAUGGCCAGUUUCCUUUCUUUUGGACCGGCAAUGUAGUUGUCGCUUUUAUAGGAAGGUUUUUCAUUCUGUCGAUGCUUGAAUGACCACUUCCUUCCCUACUAUAAUUAAUCAAAUGUUAUAGGCUAGGGGGGAAAGAAUAAUGUAUCACAUGACUAUGUUCUUUGUUGUUAAUGAGACAGACACUAUCAUGGAACUUUGUUGAACCAUUCUUCACAUAGCAGACAUGUAUUAUCAUGAUUUGGAUUGUAGAGACAUUAUCUAAUAUGAUUUAUUUUUGUUGUAACAGGAGGGGAACAUGCCGUUGGAGGAACUGCUGGCCAUCUACCGCUACGAGGCGUCUGUCAGUACGGCUGCAGGCUCCAGUAUGGACAGCUUUUCUGGGGAGCUGACGGAUGAGCUGCCAGACAUGACUUUGGACAAAGUGAGCAAAAUUCAUUCCAAUAUUUCAGAUUUGGUGAAGGGAACAUUGUCACAGUGCCAAAUUUGUGGAUAUUCUAAGAUGUUUUCUGUCAAGUUCCCUUAUGUAUCUGUGAUGGCCAUCUAUCCCAACUAUGAUUACAUUAUAAGUGUCUGUAUUACUUCUGUAUUACCGCCAAAGUGUGUUUACAACAGAUAUGGAACAAAACAAACUUGUAGCUUUUAGGAUCAAUUGAUCCUUGGCGGGCUCCCAGCGCUAACUAACAGUACUGAUGUAACUAACGGUUACUAAUGAUGAUUGUGUUCUUCCACAGGAGGAGAUAGCUAAAGACCUGCUAUCAGGGGACUAUGAGGAGGAGACCCAGUCCUCUGCUGAUGACCUCACCCCUUCAGUCACCUCCCAUGAGGCCACCGACUUCUUCCCCAGAACACUCAGAUGUAAGGCAAUUCACUUCAAUUCAAAUCAAACUUUAUUAGGACAUCUCAGGGAUAAAUAAGACAUUAUCAGAGCACAAUUAUAAAACACAAAUACAAUUUGUCAGAUUCAUAUCAUGCUUUAUAGUGUGAAUGCAAUAUUUUAUUUUCCCAAUUUUAGCCUGCAGUAUGCUGUCAUUGAAAACUCAUAAUAAUGGCAAAAAUACUGUCAAGUGCAGGUGUCAUUAUAAACAAAAGUACUUGAACUUAUUUAUCUUGUUAUCUUUGACAGCAUUUAUCCCCUCCUAAACAUUCAUACCAUAUUUUAAUGACCUUGUCACGUGAUGAGUUGAUAAGCACAGGGUCCCAUAUAGCAAGCAUUCUAAUGGGGCGUGCCCAUUCUGUCUUUGCAUUGUCAGCUAACACUAUCUACGACGGUGAUAAGGAGUCCGAGUGUGAGGAAGAUGGGCCAGGCCCAGACGACUCCAGAAAAGUAAGAAUCCUGUCCUCCUUUUAAAAGUGACUUGAUUGAAGAAGAUACAGGAUUAAGUUUCCCAUAAGCACCAAUUGGAAGUCAGUUAUUUUACUUUCCAAUGGUUAAGGUUGUUUAGUAACCUUAUUUGGUUAACUGAUCCUAGACCUCCAUUUGGGCUGAUGGUAGAAACAUGGUGCUGCAUGUUCUGUGGGGUAAAUCUGUUUGUAUUUGCAUUUCACAGGAAAUAAUGGUGGGUUCGCAGCACCAAGCAGAGGUCCCCACCCACCUCUGUCACUAUGGCAAUGAUAAGGGUGAGUUCAGGCUUUCUCAAGAGGUUAACCCAUAAACCCGUUGCACUUGACAGUCAGACAUUUAGCAGUGUUUCCAAGUGUAACAUUGCACAGUGUCUAACAUUGUGAUUCUCAUCUGCCAUUUUCGUGCAGUAUACGAAGAUGAUGACCAGUUGCUAUGGAGCCCGGGCGUGUUGUCAGAGAGCAAGGUCAGGGACUUCCUGUGUGAGGCGUCGUUACGGGCGACCGAUGAGAGGACAGGAAGUGACAUGGCAGGGGCUCAUGUGAGCGACAAUGAGCAGGUCAGUCAUCACUACAUGUAAUGGUCAAUCUUCAUCUAGCUGUCUGUCUUACUGGCAUUGUGGAAGACUUCUUUAAGACUCGCUGGAUGUCAUAACAUUAGACAUUCUCCAGCUGCCAUCUCAGAGUUGUUGUCUGUCUGUCAAAGUUACAUGAUGUUGAUUGUCAUGGUUGUUGUCAAUGUAAGUCGUUGACCUAUUCCUCUCGUUUCCCUGUAGGCUCUGUAUGAGCUUGUGAAAUGCAACUACAAUACCCACGAAGCACUGGAGAGGUAUUGCAGUAAUGUGAACUCAUCAAAGGGUAAGUUACCAUUUUGAAUGAUUAGUAGACUCUUUGAUGAAUGUCACUGCAAUGGGAGAGGGGAAAUGACCCCUUGUGAUUGUUAUUACAGAGAAAUCCCCACUGUGGUCUGAAGAUGAAUGCAGAAACUUUGAACAUGCACUACAGAUAUAUGAUAAGAACUUUCACCUCAUACAGAAACACAAGGUGGGACACUGUCUGUUACUGAUUUUAAAGGUGGUUAAAUUAUUGUAAUAUCAUUUUGAUAGCUUCUGUAAGGAUAUGAACAUGCACACUUUAUUUACCCUUUCUUUAAAAAGCCUGUGGCACUAACUUCCUGUGUUGGAGAACUCUUCUCUUCAUCAUGUAUAUCUGCCCUUUAUCAGGUUAAGACACGGACGGUAGCUGAAUGUGUGGCUUUCUACUACAUGUGGAAGAAGUCGGAGCGCUUUGAUUUCUUUGUCCAGCAGAAUCGCUUUGGCAAGAAGAAGUAUAGCAGCUAUCCUGGCAUAACGUAAGUGAUCAUUCAGUCUGCUCAACAACCGUAGUAACUGAGGUCUGAAUUCAUUGCCAAAUGUAUGUCAGAUAGUCAAAGACGUAUAGAGUUUCCUCUGAAUAUGAUGAUAGCCUGUGUAUGCAAAUUGUAUUUUAAUGUGCUUGCAACUACACAAAAGGGGUGGCGAUGGCUAAUGGUUAUAAUGUGAGUGUGUGUUAAUGUCUUGUGUGUUCCCGCUGCCUGCAGGGACCUGAUGGACCGGCUGGUGGACGAGGCAGAAGGCCUGGCAGUAGACAGCUCAUCCUCUGUGUGCUCAGGUGGAGGAGGAGGGGUGAGGAUGGAGCCCACCACAGAGCAGCAGCUCAGCCUGCUCGACUCCAUCACUGCCAGCGACCUCACAGGUUAGUCAACAGGGUCUCAGACGCUCCACACUGCAUGUAGCACAAACUGAAACCCUCCUUCCUUGAUAGGGUAACUCUUUUUCACAAGCCUAACUUCAGAUAUGGUAUUCGAUAUUACAUUACACAGAUUAUACACAACAAUACAAUUUUAUACCUUCAACAUAAGUCCUAAAAACAAUACAUAAGAAAUCCACAGAUAACCAAGUAAUUUAUAUAUGUUUCCCCCUCCCUCAGCCCUGAGUAACAGCGUGGCCACAGUGUGCAGCCCAGCGGAGGUGAGCUGCCUGGACUCGUACAGUUUCCCCCCUCUGGAGAGCCUCCACCGAGGGUCCCUGGCCCAGGACGAGCCCCUGGGCUUCCCCUCCAACGGAGGAGAUCCCGACUGUCUCAACAUGCUGGACACCGGCUUCUACCACUCUGACCUGGGCCAGCGGGGAGGGGUGUACGGGGGCAAGGACUGCGAGCGGCCUUCUAAGAGGCUCAAGUUGACGCUGCCCGACUCUUUCAUCAACGACGUUUCCGUGGGUAACCUCGGAGUGGACUUUGAGGGGCGGCGGAACACGCCGCACCACCGCAUCACUGGCGCCAAGAUGGCUGUGUCCGUCACAGACUUUGGGAGCUUGGCGGGCAGUGGGGAUCCCAAUGGGUUUAUGGGAGCACAUGCACGACAUCACAGCACGGCGCUCCAGUCAGAGUGA